Molecule: messenger RNA, 13932 nt
Organism: Geodia barretti
Lineage: Eukaryota; Metazoa; Porifera; Demospongiae; Tetractinellida; Geodiidae
Source: the annotation of a GenBank genome assembly
GCGCGUUGUAUGGAUGAGGGAUCGAGUGUAUGCGGCUCUCGGGCUGCAAGACGGGGGCCUGUUUCGGGAGCUGCUGGCGAGGGAGGAGGGGCGGGCGGAGCGGGAGCUGCUGGCCUAUCUGGACCAGCCAGCCGAGCAACUCCAGUCCAGUGCCAUCCUCUUUCUCGCCCGCAAGGUCGUUGUGGACGUGGAGCAGGAGGAGGAACCGGAAGAGUCUCUGGUAGGAGGAGACUCGGAUGAAGAUGAGGAUGGCCAGGGAUCAGGUCCCACCAGUCAAGUAACUGUUGACCAACAGAGCAAGGAAGCAGAGGAAUCUGGUUCGGAAGUUGGUGCGAGUGUGUCAGUGGCAGCAAGUAGUGUGACGGGAAAAUCUCAUGAUACUGAAGCCGACAAACAAGACGAACCCCAGCAGUCUGUACUGAGGAAGAAGACUGUUCAAGUGGAGGAGCUCCAGCUACAAAUGACCCACAAACACCUCCCGACAGAGGACGCUGCCUCUUCCUCUCCGGCCUUCUUCUUCAUCCGUGCCACCCCAGACCCCGUAUCCUGCCCCUCGUCACCCGAGGAGGCCACGGGAGUCCUGGCCGGCUGUUUUGAGCUGGGGACGGUGGACUGUGGACAUCCCCUGCAGUCUCUCGCCCAGACUCUCGCUCAUCUCUAUGUACCCAUGCUCACCAUUGCAGGGCAACGUAGUGUGGAUGAUGAGGUGGGCAAGAAGUCUUCAUUAGCUAGCAAUCAGUCAGGGGGCUCCCCAGACCGGCCCGUGAGGACCGUCUCCUCUCGAAUAAAGAACCUCAUGAGAGAUGAACUUCUCAUCAACGUUCGCAAGUUUGAGACGCAGGUGAGUCAUGUCCUGCAGCAAGUGGAGGGAGAGAUAAAGCUGAAGGUGCCAGACAUUGACCUGGGAGAGGACCCUGGUGUCCGUGGCCAGCGAGGCUCCGGUGGUGGCCCAGCUAGAGAAGACCAUGGAGGAAUGGAGUCAAAUCCUCUCCUCCGUCGUGGAGACCCAGCUCAACAAGACACCCGGUGCAGACGGUCCGCUGGCCGAGGUCGACUUUUGGCGGGAGAGAAACUCUGUCCUGGGGAUGUUCUACGAGCAACUAAAGUUGCCACAGGUGCAGAAGGUCAUGGUGGUUCUGAAAACUGCAAAUUCCCCCAUCUACUCAAACUUUGAGUACCACCGCACGGAGCUGAACCGCUACUACACAGAGGCCAAAGACAACGUAAAGUUUCUCGGAACUCUGGAGAGGCAUUUCAAGAACUUGGCCCAGGGAGCCAAUUUCUCCAUUGUCCUUGACACGCUCCCCAACCUGAUGAACUCCCUGCGGAUGGUGUGGGUGAUAUCGCGACACUACAACACGGACGACCGCAUGGCUCCGCUCAUGGAGCGCAUCGCCUGGGUCCUGUGCGAUAGAGCCACCACUGUCAUCAACCACAGGAACAUCUUCAAACACAGUCUGACAGACAUCAAGGAGAAAUCCUCCGAGGCAUGUCUGAUGCUGGAGACCUGGAAGAAGUCCUACCUGCAGGUGAGGGAGAAGAUAGAGCAGUCGGGAAGAGACACUCGCUGGGAGUUUGACCGCAAGAGGCUGUUUGAGCGCUCCGACCACAUUGCCCAGGUCUGCAGGGACAUCUGCAAGAUUGCCCAGAUAAUUGAGGAGUUUCGCAACAUAUUUGGGGCGGAGCUAAAGGCGGUGACGGGGAACCCGGCAGGCAUUGAGGCGGUACUGCAGAAAGUCAACAAUCUCAUGCACGAUAUCGAGACAGUGCGCUUUGACCCCUUUGACCCCGCCCAGCGGCAGAACUGGGCGAGUAAGAUGGGGCGGUUUCAGCAGGAGGUGAAGCUCAUCGAAGAGGAGGCAAACCAGUUCAUCAACAACUCGUUCCAGUCCCUGCGCUCGGCCGAGGGAGCCUUUGAGAUGAUGAAGAACUUCAAGCACAUGUGCUCGCGAGCGGCCAUCAACGAGACGAUGAAGAAACAGCUGAAAGAGAUCCUCACAACUUUCAUGAAGGAGGUGGACGCCAUCAAUGACCUCUUCCAGGAGAACAGAGAGAGUCCCCCGGUGUCCAAGAACCAGCCGCCGGCCGCGGGGGCCAUCAUGUGGUGUCGCUCUCUGUUCCAGAGGAUCAAGGGCACCGUCCUGAGGUUCCAGACCAUGAAGGAGCUCUUUGACAGCGAGACCGGGAAAGCUGCCAGCAGGCACUACCUGAGUGUGGCCCGGGAGAUGAAGCAGUUUGAGGACGACGUGCACACGCAGUGGGUGGCCAAGAUGGAGGAGACUCUCCCGGCCCUCCUCAAGAGACCCAUCAUCUGUAAGCCGCCGCCCACCCCCGCCCCGGCGUCCACGGCCCAGACCCCACUGCCGGGGGACUCCAGGAGUGCCUCUCGGGCUGCAGACUACUCACAUAUCCUGCCUCCACUGUUGCCGGCCAACUGUGAGUUUGUGGUGAACUUUUCGCCGGAGCUGUCGGUGAUAAUCCGGGAGUCUUGCUGCAUGGAGAAGCUGGGGUUCCACGUCUCGGACCUGGCCCGCAACGUGGCCCUCCAGGAGGAGAAAUUCUUGGAGUACUGCUCCGGACUGGAGAACAGCCUCUCUCGCUACCACUCUCUCCUUGCCUCACUCACUGAGGCCGAGACGGAGCUGCUGGGAGACCACAUCCGGACACUGCAGCGGGCUCUGAGAGCAGGGCUCAAGAGACUCAACUGGAACUCCCUCGGGAUCCACGAGUACAUCGCCAAGUGUGAAAAGAGUCUCACCAAGUUUGAGUCCCUGGCCAGCCAGGUCCAGAAGAAUGCCGGCGACAUCCAGGAGAGGCUGCACGUCAUUGAGAGUGUUCGUCUCUUCAAACAGCCUCCAGCCAAGCCUGGAGCCGACCUCAUGGAUGCCAAGGACUACUAUGACUUCCAAGAGGAGCGCAGACGCAGUGUCCUGGGCUCUCUCGGCAGAAAGUACCACGCCAUAGGCCCACUCCUGGUCAAGGUGGAGGGACUGGUGGUCCAGUCCAACACGGGCAAAUGCCCCAGACUGGCUCGCUACUAUGAACACUGGGAGGCCAAGGUCUUCCAGUCCCUUGUCAAGAUGGUGCUGAAAAACAUGCAGUACUACAAUGCUCUCCUGCUGUCAGGGACCCCUCUGUUUGUGGUCGGUGUUCUACUGUCUCCUCCAGACAUUGCCCUCUUCCCUCACUGCAACGAGCUCCAGGGAAUGAUGAUCCAUGCUGUCAUCGACAUCGUGGAAGGCACCAAGAGGUUUCCUCGCUGGAUGAGGGGCUCUUGCAUCGAGGCCCUGCCCCAGACUGUUCCCGGCCAGGACGAGCCGGUCAGGUUCACCUUCUUCAGCGACGUGAGUGUCCACCCCGAGGUUAACUGAGAUGGGGCUCCACGUCAAGGAUAGCAUCCGCUGUGGCCUCUCGCAGCUCGUCACUCACGCCAACUCCUGGAAGAAGUUCAAACUCUUGUGGAGAAUGAAUAGGGAUGUGAUGCUGGAGAAGUUUGCCCAGCGUAAGCCGUCGUGCGAGGUCUACGAUGAGAAGAUGCACUUCUACUCUCGAGUGGUGUCAGAGGUGGAUGCCCAGCCGGCGGAAAAGGAGGUGGAGUUUGCUCGACUCAACCUGGUCCCCCUUGCUGCCUCGCUGCGGGAGAACGCCCGGCAGUGGGUGAUGGCUCUCGGGAAGAGACUAAACGAUGCUGCGAGGACCAAACUGACUCAGCUACGAACUGAGCUCGAGACAAGCUCGGCCAACCUGGACAGGCCGUGUGGCGAGCAUUUGGAGGAUCUCAAGUUUGUCCUCAGCGAGAUUGCCAACAUCAGGAGAAUAUCACUCGAUGUGGAGCUCAAGUACAGAGACAUCCAGGAGUGUUACAGAACUCUGGCCAUGUACCAUCUCCCGGUGGCCCAAGAGGAACAGGGGUGGUGCACCGAGCUGGAACCACAGUGGGUGGACCUGGCAGCCAAGGCACGCCAGAGAGACCGAGAUAUCAUACCCGACAAGAAAAGAUUCACUGUGACGACUCAAGAGCAGGUGAAGACAUUUCAGGCCAAGUCUGAGGAGUUCAAUGUCAGAUUCAAGACUGAGGGCCCGACGUGUGUUGGCUCUGACCUUGACAAAGGAGUUGCCCUGCUGAAGGAGUACCAGACCCACUACUCAGAGUUUGAGGCCCAGCGAGGAGAACUGACCAACGCCGAGAAGCUGUUUGACCUGGCCAUCACUGGGUACCCUCACCUCCUGGAGGUGGAGAAAGACCUCAAGAACUCUGCCCUUGUCUUUGAGCUCUACGAGGCACAACGGUUGGCUCGAGAGGAGUGGUCAGGGACACUGUGGGCUAAUCUAGACAUCCAGGUCCUCACGGACGGAAUCGAAGAGUUUAUGAAGAGACUGCGCAAGUUCCCGAAGGAGGUGAAGGCUCUGGCAGUGUGCCACGUGCUGGAGGAGAGGAUGAGGGAGUUCAAGGACUCCAUCCCUCUCUUUUCCGACCUCAAGAACGAUGCUCUCAGAGACAGGCACUGGGAGAAGCUGAUGGAGUCGACUGGAAAGAACUUUGACAUGAACCCAGAGACCUUUACUCUGGAUAACCUGUUUGCCAUGGAGCUGCACAACUUUGCCGACACCAUCUCGGACAUCGUGGGCUCCGCCAACAAGGAGCUGAGCAUUGAGAAGAGUCUGAGCGAAGUGGUGACCACCUGGCACAACCAGCGAUUCUCCCUUCACAAGUACAUGAAGGGGACGGUUGAGCAUGGGACCAUACUGGGAGUAGUGGACGAGAUAGUUGUGACACUGGACGACAACUCCAUGAACCUCCAGUCCAUGUCGGCCUCUCGCUACGUGGGACCGUUCCUGGAGAAGGUUCAGAAGUGGGAGAAGAGUCUGUCUCACAUCAGUGAGGUGGUCGAGAUUUGGAUGGUGGUCCAGCGGAAGUGGAUGUAUCUGGAGAGCAUCUUUCUGGCAGGAGACAUCCGCGCCCAGUUACCCGAGGAGGCCAAGAAGUUUGACAACAUUGACAAGCUGUUCAAGAAGAUCAUGACAGAGACGUCUAAGAAUCCGCUGGUGCUGGAUGCGUGUCACGCAGAGAACCGACUCCAAGACCUCCAGUCCAUAGAGAACGGACUGGAGAGGUGCCAGAAGAGCCUCAACGACUACCUGGACUCCAAGAGAAACGCGUUCCCUCGUUUCUUCUUCAUCUCAGACGACGAGCUUCUCUCCAUCCUGGGGAGCCACGAGUGUACCUGCGUACAGGAGCACAUGAUCAAGAUGUUUGACAACAUUUCGAAGCUGCAGUUUGUCCAGGGUCCCGGAGGAGAGUCCAUCGCCAAUGCCAUGAUCUCCAGUGAGGGAGAAAUGAUGGAGUACAAGAAAGGUGUCCUGGCAGAGGGGAAGGUUGAGGACUGGAUGACUGGAGUUCUGAAUGAGAUGAGACAGACCAACAGACUCAUCACCAAAGAGGCAGUGUUCCACUACUUCGAGCAGAAAACUAGAGUGGAGUGGAUGUAUGACUACCAAGGGAUGGUGAUCCUGGCAGCCAACCAGGUGUGGUGGACGUGGGAGGUGGAAGACGUGUUCCUUAAGGUCAAGAGAGGGGACAAGAUGGGCAUGAAGAACUAUUCCAAGAAACUACACGGCCAAAUCGAUGACUUGGUGGUCCAGGUACGGUCUCAGUUGUCAAAGAAUGACAGGAAGAAGUUCAACUCAGUCCUGAUUGUUGACGUUCACAACAGAGACAUCAUCGACCGCUUUGUGAGGGACAGUAUUCUUGAGGCGAGGGAGUUUGAGUGGGAGAGCCAGCUGAGGUUCUACUGGGAGAAAGACUCUGACCAGCUGGUGGUGCAGCAGUGCACCGGCAAGUUUGGCUUCGGCUACGAGUACAUGGGCCUCAACGGUCGCCUCGUGAUCACCUCGCUAACGGACAGGAUCUACCUCACAAUCACCCAGGCUCUCUCCAUGCACCUGGGCGGUGCUCCUGCUGGACCAGCUGGUACUGGCAAGACAGAGACAGUCAAGGACUUGGCCAAGGCCAUGGGGCUACUCUGUGUCGUCACUAACUGCGGAGAGGGCAUGGACUUUAAGGCUGUUGGUAAGAUCUACUCAGGUCUGUGUCAGUGUGGGGCCUGGGGCUGCUUCGAUGAGUUCAACAGAAUCGACAUCUCCGUUCUGUCUGUCAUCUCCACGCAAAUCAAGACCAUCCAGAACGCCCUCAUCAACAAAUACAAGAGAUUCCAAUUUGAAGGAGUGGAGAUUGCUCUAGAUGACAGGGUGGGCAUCUUCAUCACCAUGAACCCCGGCUACGCGGGCCGGACUGAGCUCCCAGAGAGUGUGAAGGCUCUGUUUAGACCAGUGGUGGUCAUUGUCCCUGACCUCCAGCAGAUCUGUGAGAUCAUGCUCUUCUCCGAGGGCUUCCUCAUGGCCAAGGUGCUAGCCAAGAAGAUGACGGUGCUCUACAAGUUGGCCAAGGGGCAGCUCUCCAGACAGUACCACUAUGACUUUGGUCUGCGGGCACUCAAGGCUGUACUGGUGAUGGCUGGCGAGCUGAAGAGAGGCUCCCCUGAUCUCCACGAAGACAUGGUUCUCAUGAGGGCCCUGCGAGACAUGAACCUCCCCAAGUUUGUGUUUGAGGACGUCCCUCUAUUUCUGGGGCUGAUUGGUGACCUGUUUCCCGGACUGGACUGCCCGCGUGUCCGCUAUCCCAAGUUCAAUGAUGCUGUCGAGGCUAUUCUCAUGGAGAACAAGUACAUCUUACUCCCUAACCAGGCGGACAAGGUGGUCCAGUUGUAUGAGACAAUGCUGACGAGGCACACGUGUAUGGUGGUGGGUCCCACUGGAGGAGGCAAGUCUGUCGUCAUCAACACACUCGCUCGGUCUCAGACCAGGCUGGGUCUGAGCACCAAGCUGUACACCAUAAACCCCAAGGCAGUGACGGUGAUAGAGCUGUACGGGAUCCUGGACCCCGUGACUCGAGACUGGACCGACGGUCUCCUCUCCAACAUCUUCAGGGAGAUCAACCGACCGACGGAGAAGAACGAGAGGAAGUACAUUCUGUUUGACGGAGACGUGGAUGCCCUGUGGGUGGAGAACAUGAACUCUGUCAUGGACGACAACAAGCUCCUGACUCUCGCCAAUGGAGAGAGAAUCCGUCUCCAGAAACACUGUGCACUGCUAGUCGAGGUGGGGGACCUGCAGUACGCCAGUCCAGCCACAGUCUCUCGGUGUGGGAUGGUGUUUGUGGACCCCAAGAACCUGGGCUACAAGCCCUACUGGGAGCGCUGGGUCAACGGCCACCCGAACAAGGCGGACCGGGAAGAGUUUGCCAAGCUGUACGACAAGUAUGUUCCUCAGUGUGUCUCGCUCAUCCUGGAGGGCAUCAUGGAUGGACGACAGGGGGAGAAACUCAAGACCAUUCUUCCCGUCACCAAUCUCAACCUUGUGACCCAGCUCUGUAACAUGCUGGAUGCCCUCCUGCCUCAACCAGAUGAGGAGACCAAGGAGAAAGGUGGCACCGGGGCUGGUCUGGCACUUGGUACGGCAACCCUGGAGUGCUACUUCCUCACGGCUCUCUACUGGUCCCUCGGAGCCUGCCUCAUCGAGGAAAGCCGCGUCAAAUUCGACGCGUACGUCAAGAAACUCGCCAACCUCACCGAAGUCCCCGGGGAGGGCAUUGUAGCCGGUCCAGGGGAGAUCCCUGUUCAUCACUCCACUCUCUACGAGUAUUUCUACGACGGGGACGAGGGCAAGUGGGUGCCCCUGGGUUAUGAAGGUCCCCGAGUACGUCCACAACCACAGUCUGCCGUACAAUGAGAUCCUGGUGCCCACGGUGGACACAGUGUGCAACACGUGGCUCCUGGAGCUGAUGGUCAAGAUAAAGAGACCGGUGGUCCUAGUCGGAGAGACUGGGACCUCCAAGACUGCCACCAUCCAGAACUUCCUCAGAGAGCUGGAUCCUUACACUACCAUGCUGUUGAAUGUCAACUUCUCAUCAAGGACAACCUCCAUGGACGUCCAGCGGAAUCUGGAGGCCAACAUGGAGAAGAGGAUGAAGGAUGUCUAUGGUCCUCCACCCGGCAAGCGACUGCUGGUGUUCAUAGACGACAUGAACAUGCCUCAGGUGGAUACAUAUGGGACCCAGCAGCCCAUUGCUCUCCUGAAACUCCUGCUGGAGAAAGGAGGCAUGUUUGACAGAGGCAAAGACCUCAACUGGAAGAUGUUCAAAGACGUCCACUUUAUAGCAGCCAUGGGAAAAGCUGGAGGAGGGAGAAACGAGGUGGACCCGAGGUUUGUAUCACUGUUCAGUGCCUUCAAUGCCACCUUCCCCUCAAUGGACUCACUCUCUCACAUCUACUUCUCCAUCAUCACUGGCCACCUACAGACCUUCAAGAAAAGUGUGCAGGCGCUGGCCAAACCGAUCACAGACGCCACGAUAGAGCUGUACCAGCGCAUUGUGCGCGACCUGCCCCCCACCCCCUCCAAGUUCCACUACAUCUUCAACCUGAGGGACCUGUCGCGCAUCUACCACGGCCUGUUCACCACCCUCCCAGACCACUUCCAGGAGACGGUGUCGUUUGUGAGGGUCUGGAGGAACGAGUGUCUCCGGGUGUUCUACGACCGACUCACAAAUGACAAGGACAGGGGGCUGGUGUCAGACCACCUCAGUGAACUCCUCCAGGGACACUUCCAGGAGCAGUCCGAGGUUGCAUUGCGAGAGCCUCUGUUGUACGGCGACUACCGGACAGCCCUCCAGCCAGAGCAGCCCAGGGUCUACGAGGACAUCCAGGACUACGAGGCAGCCAAGGGCCUCUUUGAUGAGAUCCUUGAAGAGUACAAUGAGAACCACAAGCGAAUGAACCUGGUACUCUUUGAGAAUGCCUUGGAGCACCUCACCAGGAUACACAGGGUGAUUCGUAUGGACCAGGGCCACGCCCUCCUGGUGGGAGUGGGAGGGAGUGGUCGCCAGAGCCUCGCCGACUGGCGGCAUUUGCGGCCGGCUACGAGGUGUUUGAGAUCACUCUCAGUCGCGGCUACGGAGAGGAGGAGUUCCGAGAGGACCUCAAACAACUCUACCACAAACUGGGACUGGAGAAUAAGAAGAUGGUGUUUCUCUUCACUGAUGGACAUGUGGCACAAGAAGGAUUUCUGGAGCUGGUGAACAACAUGUUGACUUCAGGAAUGGUCCCAGCUCUCUUCCCCGAUGACGAGAAAGAGCAGAUCAUCGGACAGGUUCGUGACGAAGCAAUGAAGGCGGGUCGUUCUCCCACACGAGAGAGUGUCUGGUCCUACUUCGUCAAGAAGAGUGCCAGCAACCUCCACAUUGUCCUCUGCAUGUCUCCCAUCGGGGAGCUCCUCAAGACCCGCUGCCGGAACUUCCCCGGACUGGUCAACAACACCUCCAUUGACUGGUUCACUGCCUGGCCGAAACAGGCCCUGCAAGCCGUGGCCAGUCAGUUCCUCGCAGAGAAUGAGCUGAUCCCAGAUGACCAUCAGCCGUCCGUGGUGGAGCACGUGGUCCACGUCCAUCUCUCAGUCGGCCAGUUCAGCAAAGAGUUCCAGCAGAAACUGCGUCGCUCUAACCACGUCACUCCCAAAAACUACCUCGACUUUAUCAGCUCCUACACGAAACUCCUCCGCGAGAAGGACAAGUACAUCUGUGACCAGUGUUCGCGGCUGAGCGGCGGACUCACAAAACUGAACGAGGCCUCGGAGCAGAUCAAGGUCCUCAACGAGCAACUGGAGGUGCAAAAGGUGGCCGUGACAAAGAAAUCUGCGGCCUGCGAGGAGAUGUUGACCGACAUCUCCAGCAAACAGGAGAUCGGGACACAAAAGAAGCAGGAGGCCGAGAAGAAGAGCGAAGAGAUGGAGGAACAGAAUAAGGUGAUAGCGAAGGAGAAGAGUGAGGCGGAGGAGUCACUGGCCGAGGCUCUGCCUGCCCUGGAGGAGGCCAGACUGGCUCUAGACGACCUCAACAAGAAUGAUGUCACCGAAAUCAGGUCAUUUGCGAAGCCGCCGCAGCAGGUGCAGACCGUGUGCGAGUGUAUUGUGAUCAUGAAAGGCUCCAAGGAGGUCAGCUGGAAGACGGCCAAGGGAAUGAUGUCGGACACUAACUUUCUCAACUCUCUCAAGAACAUGGACGUCGACGGCAUCACUGUUUCUCAGGUGAAGCAGGCAACGGCACUGGUGAACAAGAUGGACACAGACUACGCUGGCAUGAGCCAGAUCAGCAAGGCCGGCGGAGGACUCUUCAAGUUUGUGAACGCUGUUCUAGGCUACUGCGAUGUUGCCAGACAGAUCAAACCAAAGAGAGACAGGGUGGCUCAACUGGAGCGGAACUACCAGAUGAGCAAGAGGGAGCUGGACAAGAUGCAGAAAGAGGUGGCUAGCAUCCAGGAGGAGCUGGCUCGACUGAGCAAGCAGUACGAGGAGGCCAUACUGGAGAAGAGGACCCUGGUGGAGGAGGCUGAGCUCAUGGAGAGACGACUCGCCGCAGCCAGCAAACUCAUCUCUGGACUCGGCUCCGAGAAACAGAGGUGGAACCACGAGCUGGAGGAGUUGAAGAAGACUCGUGUUCGUCUUCUCGGAGACUGUCUCCUCUCGGCGGCCUUCCUCAGCUACGCCGGGGCCUUCUCCUGGGAGUUCCGUCACCGGAUGAUCAUGGAGGACUGGCAGUGCGACGUCCUGGGGAAGAAGAUCCCCGUCAGCCAGCCGUUUAAACUGGAGACCAUCCUCACCAACGACGUGGAGAUCAGCAAGUGGACGUCAGAGUCCCUGCCUCCUGAUGAGCUCUCGAUUCAGAAUGGCAUCCUCACUACACAGGCAUCGCGCUACCCUCUGUGCAUCGACCCCCAACGGCAGGCGUUCAACUGGAUCAGGAAGAAAGAGGAGAGGAACAACCUCCGCAUCUCCACCUUUAACAACCCCGACUUUAUCAAGCAACUGGAGCUGGCCAUCAAGUUUGGCUACCCAUUCAUGUUUAAGGAUGUUGAUGAGUACAUCGACCCGGUGAUUGACUCGGUUCUGGAUAAGAACACCAAGGGCUCCGGGAACAAGAUGACCAUCACAUUGGGAGACAAGGAGGUGGACUAUGACCCCUCCUUCAAGCUGUACCUGAACACAAAGCUGUCGAACCCCAAGUACACUCCGGCGGUGUUUGGUCGGACGUCCAUCAUCAACUACACCGUGACUCUGAAGGGACUGGAGGACCAGCUCCUCAGUGUCAUCGUGGGGUUCGAGAAGAAAGAGCUGGAGGAAGACAGAGCGCGACUCAUCCAGGAGACCAGUGACAACAAACGUCUCCUGAAGGAGCUGGAGGACACGCUACUGCGAGAGCUGGCCACCUCCACUGGCAACAUGCUGGACAAUGCCGAGCUGGUCCAGACUCUCGACGAGACUAAGACCAAAGCCUCUGAGGUGAUGGAGAAGCUACAGGAGGCGGAGAAGACGACCAAGGAGAUCGAAGUUCUCCGUGAUGGCUACCGACCGGCGGCCCGCCGCGGAGCCGUCCUGUUCUUUGUGCUGGCUGACCUGGCGGCCAUUAACCCCAUGUACCAAUACUCCCUCAGCUCCUACCUGGAAGUGUUUGACUACUCUCUGAGAAAGAGCCUUCCAGACAGCCACCUUCAGAAGAGACUGCGCAACAUCAUCAACACACUCUCCCUCAACAUAUACCACUAUGCCUGCACCGGUCUGUUUGAGCAGCACAAACUCCUGUUCUCGUUCUCAAUGACUGUCAAGAUACAGGAGGUGGAGGACAGCCUCAACAGAGACGAACUAGACUUCUUCAUGAAGGGGAACAUAUCGCUGGAGAAGAGUGCCCGCCGCAGGCCGUACGACUGGCUCCCCGAGCAAGGCUGGGAGGACAUUGUAAAACUCACGUCUGUCCUCCCCGACGUGUUUGGAUCGCUGGCAGACGACAUUGAGAGGAACGAAAAGUCCUGGCAAGAGUGGUUUGACAGAGAUGCCCCCGAGUCAUUCCCCUUCCCCGGCCGCUACUCUGACGGACUCACUGACCUCCAGCAGCUCCUACUCCUCCGCUGCUUCAGAGUCGACCGGGUCUACAGAGCCAUCACCAACUUCGUCACGGGGAGGAUGGGGGAGCAAUACGUCACGCCCCCAGUCGUUAGCUUCGAUACCGUGUACGACCAGUCCACGCCGCAGUCUCCGAUCGUGUUCAUCCUGAGUCCGGGUGCGGAUCCUGCAGGGGACCUCUGGAAGCUGGCCGACAGGAUGGGCUACGGAGGAAACCGCUUCAAGUUCCUCGCCAUGGGGCAGGGACAGGAGAAGGUGGCGCUGCAACUGCUGGAGACUGCAGCCCAGCGCGGUCACUGGCUCAUGCUCCAGAACUGCCAUCUCCUCAUCCACUGGCUCAAGGAGCUGGAGAAGGCUCUGGAGAACAUCUCCCGGCCUCACCCUGACUUCAGACUCUGGCUCACCACCCAGCCCACCGCCGACUUCCCCAUAGGAAUACUACAGAAAUCCCUGAAGGUGGUGACUGAGCCUCCCAAUGGGCUGAAGCUGAAUCUGAGGAACACCUACUUCAAGAUCCCCUCGGCCUCUCUCAAAGAGUCCACCUGUCCCCACACUGCCUUCAAACCUCUCGUCUACGUUCUCGCCUUCUUCCACGCCGUCGUCCAGGAGAGACGCAAGUAUGGGAAGAUUGGCUGGAAUGUGUCUUACGACUUUAACGAGUCGGAUUUUCGUGUGUGUAUGGAUGUGUUGGGGACGUACCUGAGCAAGGCAGUGGAGAGUGGGGACACCAAGAUACCCUGGGGCUCUCUCAAGUACCUCAUCGGUGAGGUGAUGUAUGGAGGUCGAGCCAUCGAUGACUUUGACCGCAGAGUCCUCAAGACAUACAUGGACGAGUACAUGGGAGACUUCAUCUUCGACACCUUCCAGCCGUUCCACUUCUACCACAACCAGGAGGUGGACUAUUGCAUCCCUGAGGAUGGGACCCGAGACAACUAUCUGGAGUACAUAGACACUCUCCCACUGGCCAACACACCAGAGGUCUUUGGCCUCCACACCAACGCAGAGAUUGGCUACUUCACGAGAGCCACCAAGGACCUGUGGAUCCAGCUGAUAGAGCUGCAGCCCCAGACCGGGGAGGCAGGGACGGGCAUCAGUCGUGAGGAGUUCAUUGGAAACCUUGCCUCCGACAUUGAGGCAAAGCUACCAGAGGGGUUCGAGUUGGACGUGAUUCGUAAGAACCUGGGGGAGGUGGUGGCACCGACCUCGGUCGUACUGCUCCAGGAGCUGGAGAGGUUCAACAAACUCAUCAAGAGAAUGGCCGUCUCUCUCAGCAGCCUUCAGAAGGCGCUGGCGGGUGAGGUGGGGAUGAGUGCUGAGCUGGACGAAGUAGCGAAAUCUCUGUACAACGGACAGCUGCCCUCGAUAUGGCGGGCCCUGGCUCCCGCCACUCUCAAGGGUCUGGGCAACUGGAUCAUCCACUUCCACAAGAGGAACCAGCAGUACUUGCAGUGGGUUAAUGAGGGGGAGCCCUGUGUGAUGUGGCUAUCAGGGCUGCACAUCCCAGAGUCCUACCUGACUGCCCUGGUCCAGGCAACCUGCAGGAAGAACGGCUGGCCCCUUGAUAAGUCCACUCUCUACACGUCUGUCACUGAAUACACGAAUGUGGACCAGAUCACUGAGAAGGCACCGUCGGGCUGCUAUGUGAGCGGGCUCUAUCUGGAAGGUGCACGGUGGGACGUUGAGAACUCGUGCCUCUUGAAAUCUCAUCCAAAGGUUCUAAUUGAGGAGCUCCCCAUCCUGAGAGUCAUUCCAAUUGAAGCACACAGACUCAAACUUGUCAACACGUUUGGAACACCAGUCUACACGACGUCGGACAGACGUAACGCCAUGGGUGUGGGGCUGGUGUUUGAGGCGGACCUGGCCACAACGGAGCACGACUCUCACUGGGUGCUGCAGGGAGUCUGCCUCACCCUCAACACCGACUGA